This is a messenger RNA of Colossoma macropomum (tambaqui), 3384 nucleotides long. RefSeq names its product wingless-type MMTV integration site family, member 2Bb (gene wnt2bb). Bases 505 to 1683 code for a protein of 392 amino acids. Lineage: Eukaryota; Metazoa; Chordata; Actinopteri; Characiformes; Serrasalmidae. The record is from RefSeq and is a predicted model, not a curated record. The transcript is spliced from 5 exons. Gene Ontology annotation, molecular function: cytokine activity; frizzled binding. Gene Ontology annotation, cellular component: extracellular region. Gene Ontology annotation, biological process: multicellular organism development; neuron differentiation; cell fate commitment.
ACCGGUGGCUGCUCUAGUGGCAGAGCGCAGGGGGCUUCACUCUUCUCCUCCUUCACCAGCCACGGCCAAGCGUGCGCACUCAGACAACGACCAGGGUCAGGCGCGUGCUCUCCGCGAAGCAUCCUGAGGAGGUGGGAGAACACAGAAAGACAGCGAGAAACAGAGAGAGAGAGAGAGAGAGAGAGAGAGAGAGAUACUCACGCACACACACGCGCACACACACACGCGCACACACACACACACAGAGAAGGAAGAGCAGGGAGAGCUCUCCAGCGUCUGGCUCGGAUUAUUUCUGCUGCCUCUGCCAGCUCGCGGGGAAUACUUUUUAAAUGGCACGCGCUAGCACUCGGCCAGAUCGGAGCUACUGCUCGGUGGAGCGCGCAUCGCCCGCGCGCAGCGCCGCGUCUGGCCGGCCGUGAUGCCCGCGCGCUGCUGAGAGCGCUGGACACAUGUGUCUCCGUUUCUCUUCUUGUCCGCCGUAACCGAGGAUAAUAAUCUCCUGCCAUGCCCGCCACAACCGCCAUGCACGCGGGCUCCAAGCCUAACGCCACUCUCCGGAGUCCCGCCGGAUCCGCCGCCGGCACGGGCAGCGCGAGCUCGGCGGACGGCGCUCGCACUUCCUCGCGGCUCUACUGCGCCUUCAUCAUCCUGCUCCUCAUCCUCACGCCGCGCGUGGACUCGUCCUGGUGGUACAUCGGCGCUUUGGGAGCACGAGUGAUAUGUGAUAACGUCCCUGGCCUGGUGAAUAAGCAGAGACAGCUGUGUCAGAAGUAUCCAGAUGUGAUGCAGUCCAUCAGUGAGGGGGGUAAGGAAUGGAUCCGCGAGUGCCAGCACCAGUUCAGACACCACCGAUGGAACUGCAGCACGCUCGACCGCGACCACACCGUCUUCGGAAGAGUCAUGCAGCGCAGCAGUCGGGAGGCAGCUUUUGUGUAUGCAAUCUCCUCUGCAGGCGUGGUGUACGCCAUCACCCGUGCCUGCAGCCAAGGUGAGCUGAAGACGUGCAACUGUGACCCCCACAAGCGUGGUAAAGCGCGGGACGAGCGAGGCGAGUUCGACUGGGGUGGCUGCAGUGACAACAUCAACUAUGGGAUAAAGUUCGCCAAAGCCUUUAUAGACGCGAAAGAGCGGACGGUAAAGGAUGCACGAGCGUUAGUGAACCUUCAUAACAAUCGCUGUGGAAGAAUGUCAGUGAAGCGCUUCAUGAAGCUGGAGUGUAAGUGUCAUGGCGUCAGUGGCUCCUGCACGUUGAGGACUUGCUGGUUGGCGAUGUCUGACUUCCGGAAGACUGGCGAUUACCUCCGCAAAAAAUACAACGGUGCCAUCGAAGUCACUGUCAACCAGGAUGGAACAGGAUUCACUGUGGCUAACAAGGACUUCAGGAACGCCACCAAAAAUGACCUGGUGUACUUUGAGAACUCGCCUGACUAUUGUUUAAUGGACAAAGCUGCAGGUUCGUUGGGCACGGCUGGUCGCGUCUGUAACAAAUCAUCUCGAGGGACAGAUGGAUGUGAGGUGAUGUGCUGUGGGCGAGGCUACGAUACGACGCGCGUGAAACGCAUCACAAAGUGCGAGUGUAAGUUUAAGUGGUGCUGUGCGGUCGAAUGUAAGGAUUGCGAAGAGGCGGUCGACAUACACACCUGCAAAGCCCCGAAACGAGCUGAAUGGCUGGACCAGACCUGAGGCCUGACCACCAGGUGCCUCGUCAAAUCCUCUUCCUGAAGAUCUCCUGUGAACAAUGGCAUUCUGGGAUAUGAAGUCCAUCCCUUGUGACUCCUCUCCCUGAUCCCUAUUCCUUGUUGCAUGGCUUUAUUGUAACUGUCUCUGUGAAAGCACUACAACUAAAAAAAAAGAAAAAAAACUGCAUUUCCCAUGAGCGCCUUGCACACUAUGCCCAAGCCGGCACGUUCCUCUGCCUUCCUAUUGCUCUUCAUUUUUGGCAAAGAACUGACAAGAGGACACUAAAGUGUAAAGAAUGAACUGUGUUGCAACUGUGAACUUUUUGUAGGUGGUUUAUGUUGGUUUUUUUGUGAAUUUACAAGAGAUAUUUUGUUCUAUGAGUGAUGUUUUUGUGCUGCUUUUAAAGUGCUUUAAAGACUUUAAAACAACUCUCAGCCUUUCUACAAUAUCAUGGCUAGAAGCAGAAUAUUCACACUUGUUAUUGUAAACUGUGUACACCUAGGAGGUUGUCUUGCUUCGACUGGUGAUAAAGUGAACCCCUGAGAAUGGAACCAGCAGCAUAAAGACACAAAUGGCUGACAGCUUUGCACACUUUCCACCCCAUGGUCAGUUUGGACGGAAAACCUCGAAGGAUUCUGCGGACAGAGAACAAGAGAAACAAUGAGGUCUAUAUGUGAUGAUGAGCCUGCACUAAGAACAUUAGCUAACCUCUGAGCAAAAACCUUAAUAUCACUGCAUAACUAACAAUAACAGGAAAUGCAUUCUUUGUAUGAGCAUAAACACAACAUACCUGCUAAAAUACAGCGAUACAAAAUGAAAGUACUCACUUAAUGACUGAUGGUGUUGCUGUCAUCUGGGAUUGUGGUAUCAGAUAGAUGCUGAUGCUCUUUGGCUCUUCUGUAUAACUUGUGUAUACUGCCUUGGUAUUUUUAAACUGAAAUUCACAUAAAAAUAUUGAAUAUUCCAUUUAAUUUCAUUCAUUUGAACUCAUCUAUUACGCUGUGUGCUUCCGACGGAAUGUAUUGUUGCUGUCAUAUCAAAACCUGGUAUUUUCAUUUCAUCAUUUAAAAAAGCUGCUUUAUUUUGUAUGAAAGGAAUGAUAAAAAUGGUCUAAAAUCAUUUGGAAUAAAAUCAUGUUACAUUAAUGUACAUUAAAGUUAAGAAUUCUUUUUCCUUCUCUUAUAAAAUUUUCAUUUCAGAUAUACAAGAUUUGGGUAUGACAGUGACGAUGGUAACACUUUAUUUAAACUAUGCGGCAUAGUCAUUCCGUAAACGUGUCAUUUAAGAUUUUAUAUGCUGUCAUGACAGAUUAUGUUCAGUAAUAUAGCAGUGCCAGUAUUUGUCAUGUCAGAUGUCAUAUGUUAUGAUGGCUACUUAGCAAAAAUUACUUACAAAAUCUGUCAUGACACCAUAUGACAUCAGCCAUUACAUGUUUAUGGUGUAUUUAUGUCAUACGUUAUGUAGCAGAACUGAAGUAAAAUAUUACCAUGACUAAGCAAAACAAGCUCAGGUUUGAUUUACCAUAAUGUAAGGAUGUAACAAUUUCAAUAUGAAUCAAAAACUUAAUUUGAAACAGUGUAUCAAAAGUUAAAACUGUAUUUCCCAUACAUUUCUUUUGAGGGUCUCUACCUGUAUGACGAUCACUCAAUCAGCAAUCAAAAUAUACAUCUAGGCACAUUUUGUCAGAUUAAAGUGGAUGAAUAG